Amoebophrya sp. A25 is the source of this 918-nucleotide messenger RNA. Lineage: Eukaryota; Dinophyceae; Syndiniales; Amoebophryaceae. The record is from the annotation of a GenBank genome assembly.
CGAAAAGGCGGUUCCGACGCAGAUGGCAGCAACAGAAUAGCGACGCAGAUGGCAGCAGCAGAAUCGCGACGCAGGUGGCGCAGUGCGUGUACGCGCUAGAUCGCGAGUAAUCAUCGCGCUCGCUGGAAAGUAAUUAUAGAAGUGGUCGAGGACGAAAGACUAAGUACAAAGAUGUGAUGAACUCAUUGGCGGGUGAAUGUAUCGUGCAUUUGUUCAUACAGAUGUUUGUGAUCAACAUCACGCUAUUGGAGAAUUACUGUGAGGUGUAAGCGUAGACAUCACAUGCCUCUCAAGUAGUUCUUCUGCGUUCUUGUUCAUGAUCGUUAUCGAACUCGCAUUUUAAAGAUUUCUUCGCGACUAAGAAUGAAGUCAACGCUACUUGUUCGAUUACAUCGUACUAAUAUCGUAUGCCUCGUUCUUGUAAACUACUACUUAGUUGUUUCUUAUUCUUCGUUUCGUCAUCCUGAAGAUUAUCGCAGAGGCACACAUUUCCUACACUAAUGCAACUAAGAUGUUAAUGUUUAUUUGGUCAAAAUUAUGAAUAACGGACCUCCAUCAUGAUACGCAGGCACAAUGUUAGUAUCGUUUGACGAUGCAAAUCAUCUUCUCUCUCUCUCUUCACGAUCUUCACGAUUCAGCAUAAGGAUAAGAAAUUCGUGCAAAUUGAAAGUCAAAUUCUUAGUGAAGAAACUGAGUCAGUGUCAGCUAGACCUAUAUUUGUGGCAGAACCAAAAGAUUCUAGGGAGGAUCCUAGAAACUGAGUCAGCUAGAUUUGUGGCAGAACCAGAAGAUUCUAGCGAAGAUCUUGCGGCCUCCGCGAUUUCGUUUUCAUCGGAAUCGGAAGAGCGACAAAACAAAGCGCGUCUAGUAGCACCAGCAGCGGCGGAGGCAGCUGCAAGCUACUUCCGCGUCGUCUGA